Messenger RNA from Chelonus insularis, 4894 nucleotides. RefSeq names its product short spindle 5 (gene ssp5). The record is from RefSeq and is a predicted model, not a curated record. Lineage: Eukaryota; Metazoa; Arthropoda; Insecta; Hymenoptera; Braconidae. The coding region runs from base 1917 to 4886 and encodes 989 amino acids. The transcript is spliced from 11 exons.
GUUACAUAAAAAUUAAAUUUAAUUUCAUGAAAUCAGAAAAAAUUGGAGGUAAAUAUUAUCAUUCUGUUAAAAUCUGAAGACUGAUUCAAUUGAAUUUCAUUUAAAAAUUGAAAUGAAUAUAAACCAUAAAUUUGAAUACGUGAAGACACUGGAGGGCAAAUCUACAAAAACCAUCAUAUUUAAUCUUUAAACAUAUACGUAUACCGUAGUAUUAUUACUUAUUGAAGCACAUUUCAUACACUAAUAAAAUUGUAAAAUCAAAUGAGAUAUUACCAUUAAAAUGCAAUAUUUCCAUACUUCAGUAAAGUAUUGGACAAAUUAAGAACCCAGUAUUUAUAAUAAUAAAAUAUACUUCCAUCAAUGAUGUCAAUUUUGUGAUAUAUUAAUGCUAAUUAGCAUAUAAGAAUACGCUAGAUACAAAUUAUGAAUUUUAUAUGCAAAAAAUAAAUAUUCAAUUAUGAAUUAAUUAGAGAGAUAAAAAUUUGUUAAAUGGUUUGAUGCAACAAUUUCUACACAUUUGUUCAAUGAUGAGGUUGAAAAAUUUUUUGCUAGAAAUAGUUUAAUGAUUCCAGUGUUAAUAAACUUAACAUUACUAUAAACAAAGAAAAAAUGUAUUUAUAUAAACACCUUUUUAAAGCAAAUGUAUAAAGUUUUGUAUCAAGUCAAUAUUUGUAAAGAUAAAAAAUCAAUUGUCAAUGCUCUAUGAAUAUAAUACUUCUUCCUAUGGCUGUGACAAUUAAGUGUUAUCUUUAUUUGAUAUUAACUCUGAAACAAUUAAUAUCACAAAAAAGAUUACACAAACAAUUACGCCAUUUAAUUAUUUAUUUUUUUCUCAUUUUUACUCUUUAGUGUGUUUAUUUUUUUGUUUUAAUCAUUUAUUAAUAAAUACUAUAUUUAAAAUAGUCCUCCAGUGUUGAAGAACGUCAACUGAAUAAUACGUCAUACAUCUGAUCUAUAAAAAAUUGCGUCAAGUUUUAUUGUAACAUUAUGUAAAUAGUGCAUGCUUUUAUCUUUACUCCAGUCAUCAUCAGUAGCUUCAGGAUAAGAUAUAUUUAAGUAUCUUAUUGAAAACGGCACGGAGGGCAUUUGAUAAACCUCCAAAUGUAUCAAUAGUAACUUCAGAUAUAUUUUUUAAAUUACUCUAGAAGUCUAAUCUAAAUUUUUGGUGCAAAAACUUCAUAUAAACUAAUAAUGACUGAAAAUUCUGGAAUGUAUGAUGUCAGUUGGCAGAGAAUAAAUACAGAAAUUUGUGAAAAUGAAAAUAAAAUUAGAAUGAGAUGGUUUAUAAAAAAUCGGCAGCGAUUAUUGGACAAUUUAGAGAAAGAUCAUGUUGGAGAUGUUGUAAGAAAUAAACUUAAACAGCUUAAAGAAUAUCAUAAGCAGUGGAAAAUUGAUGAACCAGAAAGAAAACCACUAAAAGAAGAAAAAAAACCAAGUACAUCUACAGAAAAGUUUGAUACCAGUUAUAUGUAUCCUGUUGAUCCUUCUGUUCUCGAAAUUCUUUAUAAAACAGGAUCAGACAAUCAUGAAGCACGAAAAAAUUAUUUAAAAAGAAGUGUUAAUUAAUCUUCUAGGCAUGAACUAAAACCUGAAGAUCGAUUUUACUCUACUGAAUGUACUAAUUGGGAGUAUGGUUGGCGUUUAAAAGAUUUCCCAAGAGUCCCGCCGACCAAACUCGGUAGAAAAUUAAUUAUCCAAGAUAGCUUUUACAGAAAAAAUGCUUCUAGUUUAAAUCGUGAUUCAGACUUAGACAGAAAAAUUCAAGCAACACAUUUGAAAUGUUACGAUGAUUCAUAACAAUUCUUUGGCACUUUAUUUUAUUUUAAAAUUAACAGUUGAAUAUUAUUCAAUAGUAACAUAAUUUUUAGCCUUUUACACAUCAUGUAGACAUGAAAUUUUAGUGAAAUAAUAAAAAAAUGCAAAGCUUUAAAGUUCCUAGAUGGUAUCAAGAAUUGUCAAUUCCUCAGAUGCAGCAAGUCUUGGCUUUAAGAGAAGUAAUAAAAUGUGAUUAUCAAGAGCAUGUAUCAGAAAGAACUCAAAAAAUAUUACGUGAUAUAGGAAUAACUUCAACAUUCGUCAGAAUACCAUCAAGCAAAAUCAAAAGUUUACAUAAAUCAGCUCAGCUUGAUCCAGCGCUCUUUUUAAGUGAAAUUUAUCGGUAUAUUACUGGAAAUUACUUUGAAGAUGAAGGAUAUAAAAGUGUUUAUGAUUGUAAUGAGAGACUUGUUUUAUCAGCGAUAUCAUUCUUGAAACUUCCUGAGACGAUAAAUGAAUUGCAUAAAAGAUUACCAUUUAGAAAAGAUGCCAAGUUUCCUCCUAAACCAUUGUAUCCUAAAGUUUCUGUUCGAAAACCUGCUAAAUCUCCAUAUUUAGAACCCUUAUUUGAACGCCCAGAUUGGAGGCAAUAUAGAAAAGAAUUGCAGAAAUGGAGAGAAAAGUGUAGUACAAUCGCUAAGCCUCAAAUCAUUUUACCACCUGCUUAUUUACUGGAAAAACAAGAAGAUUUACUAGAAAAUAAUCUUGCUAAAUCGUAUGUUAAAAAAAAAUUCAAGAGGGAUUAUCAAAGGAAAACAUCUCGCGAUUCGAAAAAAAAUUUUAAAAGCAAUGUUUUAGCUCCAGUUCCAAUUACAGAAAAUAAGCUUGUAGAUAAAGAAGAAAAGCUUGAAGAGAAUGAAGAAUUAGAAAAAUCUCUGACCAUAGAUGAACGAUUGGAAGACAAUAGAGUGUCAGAAAAUAAAGAAGACCUUUUAGAUGAUAAAAAAGACCAUGAAAAAGAAGUUGAUAAUUUUGAAGAAAUUAUCAGCAUAUCAAAAGUAAUGAUUGAGGAUGAAAAUAUUGACAAAAAUGUAAUUAUUGGUUCAAAUAAAUCUAAAAGUGUUUCAAAUAAGAAUUUGUAUGGGCGAGAGAAUUUAUCAUUAAAAUGGCAAGAAUGGUUUAAUGAUAUUGACCAUGAUUAUAGAAGUCUAGAAAAAAAAGCAAACUGUAUGUUAACAAAUGUCCGAGAAGUAGUUAGAAAUAUUUAUAACUCUGAUUUGUGUGAUGAUUGCUGUGCUUGUAGACAAGUUCGAAAGGCUUUGAUUGAAAAACAUACAUCAAAAACUCCAUAUUUAUUACUUGAUUCUGUAGUUAUGGAUGAAAAUGAUAAGACAAAAAUGGUUGGUUCUUUAGUAUUAAACUCACCACCAGAAAGUUUGCCAGAUUCAUGGACAAAUUUACCACAAAUCAUUCCAUCUCAGGAUAAAAUAAUAAAGAAGAACAUAAUUAGUGGAAUAACAGUUGAUGAGAAAGGGAAAAUUAAUUAUUUGAUAUCUAGUGUCGUCAAAGAGACUCUGCAUAUUCCUAAAAAAAUCAAACAUCUAGAUCCUGUGAUAAAGAAUGUUCCAUCGUGUUCCUGUAGUCAACAUGAAUUAGAAUCUAAUGAAAAAGAUAAAGAUGAAUUUCAUUGUUCAGAAAACGGAGUUUGUAUUGCAGAAAAAUAUAAAGAAAAUAAACUAUCUCACUGCAAUAAAUGUUCUGAUGAUAUUGCUGGGAAUAAAAUUUUUCGAGAUUUUGAAAAAGCUUGUAAAGAUAGAGAAAAUAGAGAAAUGCGAACUUUAAAACCCAUUGAUCAUCAAACCUGUACUCAAAGAUUUUUUGUAGAAGAAAAAAAAGAUGUUGAAAAACUAGAAGUUCAAGUUCCUGAAGUAAUUCAUCCGUUAAAAAAACUUAUGGAUGAUAUUGAUAGAGAAAAAAUGUUAGGUAAACCUAAAGUUUCGAAAAAAUCUCAAAUUAAGGAAUAUAAAGAUAAAAUAAGAUUUGCAAUCAGUGCUAUUGUUGAGAAUCCCAAUGAUAAAAAUAAUAGUGAUGAUGAAAUUAAUAAUGAAUGUUUAAUGGAAAAAUAUGUUUUAUCAGAAGUAACAAUGCAAACUCCGAAAACAAUAACUCCAGAAUCAAGUGAAUCAGAUUUAUCAGAUAUUUCAAUUUCUCCUAAUCGACCUCAUCAUCAUUGGUCUGUUACACAAUUUAUUCCGAAACCUAAACCAAUUGAAACUAAACCAAUUGUUAAGCCAAGAUUUCGCUUUGAUGUUAAUAAAUGGAGAGAAAUAAUAGAUCAACCAUUUAGAAAAGAUAUUGAAGAGCUAUUUGAAAAAGUUCGACAAUUGAAUUUAUCAGAUCAAUCAUUUAAUGAUCAAGAGGGAAAAGAUAGUUCAAGAAAGAAUAAAAUAGUCAAUACUAAAGAUUCUCAAGUUAAAAAAAAGUAUCAGAGACAUCGCAUUCGAAAGGUCAAGAAAAGAAAUGUAGCUGAACCAAUCGAAGAGACAAACACUGAGAUAAAUCAUGAAGAAGUACAACAACUGAGAACAUCGAGAGAAGAAAGUAGAAUAGAAAAAGAAGAAAUGUUUUAUGAUUUCAGUAAAAAGAGUUUAACUGAUUUAAUGAAAAUUGCUUUGCAAAAGAUGGCUAAAGAAGGAUUUUUACUAGCUAAAUUACCAGUUUGUUAUAAUAUCCCACCGUUAAGAAUGUGGAUCAUGUAUCGAGAAGGUUUUCUUUUAACUGAGAAACAAAAACAUGACCUCUUAGAAAAAAAUGAAAAAAUGUGGAAUUUAAUAGAAUCGAAAUUGCAAGAUAAAAUUGUUGCGCCAACGAUUACAAUCAAAGAACAAGGACAUGAAGUUUUUAAUUAUGAUAACAUAAAAAAAUUACAAGCAGAGAUUGAACUUAAAAAGAAAUUAUUCUACAGUAAAGUGCGAAAGUCGCGAGUUCUUAAGGCUCGAGAAAUGUGGAAUCAAAUGGAAUUUGAAAAAUUCCCCAACUUGGCUUUCAAACGAGCUUACUUUUUAUAUCAACCUAGUAAAGAAGCUGAUGGUCAUCUUAAAAGACCAUAUGGUUUUAAUCCUUCUUCUUGAUCAAUUAA